AUGAACGGGAAGAGGCAUCCGCAGAAGGUAGGGGCGGAGAAGCAGGGGCCCCUGGACGGUAAGCCCUCAGGGGGCCAAACACGGCAAACAGACGUCCACUACCCAACCACUCCCGCCAGCGCGCAGGCAGAACAGAGACGCCAACUGGGGAAGAAAGAGGUGAAGGCUUUGCUGUCUCAGAAGCAGAAAAGAAGACCCCAGACGAGUGAUAUGUAUGCCUUGGGAGCAAAUCUGCCCCGGAAGAAUAAGGUGCACACUCGGGAUUCGUGGCACACAUGGGAGCUCUUGGUCAUAAUGGGAAGCGUCAUUUCUCUGCUUUACAUCUGGCUGUUUUCCCAGAGCUUCCAUUUCCAUGUGGCACAUCUUUAUGCUCACUUUGGGUACCCCAGUGCUCAGCAUAUUGUUGGCCAGAGAUACUUGAAAGGAGCUGGUGUGGUGAAGGAUGAAGAGAUGGCAAUGCAUUGGUUUAGACAAGCCUCCCAGCAAGACCAUCCUCAUGCUUCCUUUAACCUUGCAGUAGGAAAACUGAAAAACAUGACUGGAUCCAUGGCAGUAGGGGACGUAGAGAUGCUCCUUAAUGUUGCUGCAAGACAGGGGAUCCAAGAAGCCCAGGAACUUCUGGAGAAUGUUAUCGGGACAAAAAGCAAGCUCUUGCCAACUAAAAGAACGGGGAGUUUUUAUAAACACUAAUGUGUAUCCUGCAUACUCUUUCUGGAAUAGAAAAUGUGACUCUCACUUGUCCAUUGUGGUCCUGCACUGCUUUGUGGAACUGUCAGUGGAAGUGGCUUUUAGUUAGUUUUAUACGCUGCUGCGCCUUCAAUCGGCUGUUCAAAGUCCUUUAUGCAAGGUGUCGUUUACAUGUUUUCCUGAGACCCGAGUUUGACCUCUUCUGGAUGGAGGAGUAUUUUCUUUGGAUUUCGUUACUGCUAAGUUUCAAGCCAGUAAGCAUUCUCUGAAGUGGUGGGAGGGAAAGAAGGAAGAAACCUGUCACACCAGAGAUCUGGCUUCUUGGAUGUGAGAGUUGGCACCCACAGAUCCCCUGUGAAGGAACUAAACUCAUCAUUAGCUUCAUCAUGUGAUAUUCUGCUUAAAAUAAACUUGUUUUCAU
Molecule: messenger RNA, 1108 nt
Organism: Camelus dromedarius (Arabian camel)
Lineage: Eukaryota; Metazoa; Chordata; Mammalia; Artiodactyla; Camelidae
Exons: 5
Coding region: 1-690 (229 amino acids)
Molecular function (GO): protein binding
Source: RefSeq, a predicted model, not a curated record